This is a messenger RNA of Malurus melanocephalus (red-backed fairy wren), 3654 nucleotides long. It is a transcript of the gene TMEM215, whose product is annotated as transmembrane protein 215. The transcript has a single exon. The record is from RefSeq and is a predicted model, not a curated record. Lineage: Eukaryota; Metazoa; Chordata; Aves; Passeriformes; Maluridae. The coding region runs from base 138 to 854 and encodes 238 amino acids.
GAAGCCGAGCGCUGGCGGCUGUCGGGGUGCUCCGCGCCGCGCUGCCCGGGCCACUUCGGAAGCUUGUCCGGGAGCGUCUGUCCGCUGCCCAGAGGGGCGCUCCGCCGGACGGCACUGUCCCGGUGCGCAGCAGCUGGAUGGCGCGGACCCUGAGACCCGACGACAUCAACCCCCGGACGGGGCUGGUGGUGGCUCUGGUCAGCGUCUUUCUGGUGUUCGGCUUCAUGUUCACCGUGUCCGGCAUCAAGGGAGAGACCCUGGGAGACAUCCCGCUGCUGGCCAUCGGGCCGGCCAUCUGCCUGCCGGGCAUCGCCGCCAUUGCCCUCACCAGAAAGACCGACGGCUGCACCAAAUGUCCCGAGAACAUGCGUCCCUGCUGUAAGGAAGUCAAGGACCGCGAUGGCAUGGAGCUGCUAAGGACCCCCUCGGACCUGGAAUCUGGCAAGGGAAGUUGUAACGAGCUGGCCAGGAAAGCGUACCGCAAGGACAGGAGAGGGAUGAGGGCAGAGGACACCGUGUUCAUCUGCACCACCAGCACCGCUGCCGCGGCAGAGGGCGAGAGCCUCACCAAAAAGGUAGAGCAGGAGGAGAUGCUGAAAUACCUGGACAGCUGUUACCCAGAGAUGCCGGAGAACGUGUUCGUGGGAGAUGGUUCCACAUACAGUGCCUUGGAGAAGAAGAGCUCUUCUCCCAGCAGGGACAGCACUCCUUGCCCUGACGUUGAAGAUAACAUUUUUGUGGCUCCUAAAGACAGUAUCAUUGUCUGCUCUUACAAGGAUAACAGCCCUUACGAGAGUUACUGUUGUUAUAUAAACCCCGAUGGAGUCAACACAGACCAGGAGACCAUUGUGUGAUAGAUGCAUACUUUAUAUAUAUGUAUGUGUACAAAAACUGCAACUUCAGCUUCUUGAUAGGGGAUAAUAUAGCUGACUGCAUGGGACAAUCCUGAUAACUAUUUCAAUUUAACGUGGUAUGUGACUGAUACUCAAACCUUUUGUGCCUGAAGUACGCUUUCUGUAAGUAAACAAGCAUGUUUAAAGGUUAAAGAAUUCAAUUCUUCGUUUUGGAAAAAAAAAAAAGAAAUUACUUUUUAAUUUUGUUUUCUUGCUUUCUCUCCCUUUUGUUUCCCUGCUGCCUAUUGUGCCCAAGCCUGUAGGCACACUGGCAGGAGGGCAGAAGUGGCUGUCAGCUGAGAUCUAGAGCUGAAUGAAACUCUGGAGCUGCUGUAGGAAAGAAUGUGGUGCUCUAUAGCUGAAUAAGUUUUUGAAAUCGUGUCACUUCAUUUUGGGAGGGAGUGAGAGAUGUCAGCAUGAACUGCAACAGCUGGCUGAUGUUAGGGAGUAUAGAAGUCAUUUGUCUCCCUUCUUCCUGACAGGAUUUUAUUUUCCUCUCUGUCAAGGAAUAGAUGUCGUGAUCCCCAUGGGCUCUUCUGAGAGUCUCCUGGGAACCAGAUAGGCUCAGCAGAGUUUUCAAAAACUAAUCCAUCAUCAAUAGCAUGAAUUCAGAGUUGUUAGCUUAAUUCUCCACCAGUCUUGAGUUCACUGGAAUGUUUCUAACACUUUUGGAUUUUAGAGGCAUACUCRACAAGGAGAUUGCAACAUGAUCAUGACACAGUUCUUGCAGACACUAGGAGCAGAUGUCAGUGAACUCAGGUCUUUAAAAUAUAUUUCAGUACCUCAAAAAUUGCUUCAGGAAUAGAAUUGUGUGAGUUAUGUUCAGAGUGGGAUCUGACUCUUCUGAAAAUGCCGUUUUCUUGUGCCUUUUCUAAAAUGCCAGAUGUUUCUCUAUGGGGGUUGCAUGGUGACAGUCCACUCAGGGGUCUCAAAGCCAUGCUUUUCUGGAGGAAGGGAACAGAGGACCUGACUGACAGAUGUUUUUUUCACAGCUUAUGGAUAAAUAGCAAGAAAAUGUGAAGCAAGUCAUGAGGAUUAACCAUACAAAUUCAGAGCCUGCAGUUUACAUACAGAAAUGCAUAUCCUGGCUAUUCUGUCCAACACUAAAUUGCAUGUUCCAUGCUGUGCAUAAACAUCUUACCUGGCCUCUGCAAUGUGGGUAACAGGGAUGUGCUAUCACACAAUGUGCAUGCUAAGCAGCUGCUCUAAGUGUUAAAGUCUUAGGGGAAUGGUUGCUAAAGCUUAGAGUAAUUUGCUAACAUCUCACAAAGCCCCAGUUCCUGCAAGGAAACUCCCACAACUCCAGAAAGUUCCUGUGUGUGUUGAAAAGAUGAAAGUGAUGAAUGUCUUAGUAACUGUUCUUACCUACCUGGUUUUUAUCAACCAUAACUUGUACCAGAGAAAUGUGUUGAGUCACCAGAGUAGGAAAUAAGAAAAAAAAAAAGCCUUUCUUUUGUAGCAAUCUCAGAUGUUGUGUAGAAAAUGGAAUUUUUCACUCAAAUGAGGCUUUUCAUGGCCAUGUAAUUGUUUGGGAAGUGAAUGUAAAUUUUAUACAUAUACUUGUGUGUUUGUUUGUUCAGAAACUUAAUGUCAAAUCGUAACAGACAACUAGUAUCUGAAGACAUUUCCAGAAGAAGGAAAUAAUUUUUUACAUUGGAUAGCUUGGUUUCUUCUAGACCAAAUAAGAUGUUAAUACUUUAGCCAGGCUUUGGUAGGGUAUCUGGAUACUAGUAGGACAAAUUCAAAAAACUGUAGCUAGUUUAAGUCAGGCAAAGACUCUGAAUAGGUGGUUAGAGGCAGCUCUGCUGCUCAGGCAUGCAGGCACAGUACUUCACUUUGUACAGCCCAAGCUUUAUCCAGUGAGCAGAGGAAUUCCACUAAAACAGAUCCUCUCCCUGACAUGUUCAACUUCAACAUAAAACACUGUUGUCAGCAGUUGCCUCCUACAGGCUUAGUCACUGCAGGACCUURUUCUGCAAUGUGCAGAGCAGGUCUUUAAUGGCACCAGGAAGUCUUCAUGACUUCUGAACGGCUAACAUACUGCUGAUGCACAGGAUGAUGAGUAGGGUCUUCUGCUUUCUGUUUCUGAAGAAAGCAGGUGAGGGUCUCCUGUGCCACGGGGUGCUGGAGGUCAGACCCACCAUGAGAAAACAGGCUACUGGGUCCUGCCUGCUGCCUUUGACAGGGCUGUGAGUAAUCACUUGCCUUCUGUAAGGGAGCAAACCACCAGCCGGCUGGGAACCUAGAUUUGUACAGUUCUGCAAAUAUGUAUAGGCAAAAGUCAAGUUGUUCCAUUUUGUCUAGGAUUAGAUGUUCUCUGUCAAAAGUUACAUGGUCUUUUUCAAGACAAGACAGCAAACUCUAGUGACAAGUGGAAUAGUAAAUCUGUAACUUGAUGUAUAGACAUGCAGAUCUGAGUCAUAUGCUUUAUUCCAUUCUUAGUGUAAAAACAAAGAGAAUGUUUGUAUUCAAGCAAAGUUUAAUGGGAGUGAAAACUUCCCACAAUAUAGAAAGAUGUAUUAAAAAACRUUUUUAAAAUGUCAUAUUUACAGGCAAUGUCAUCCCUCUAUUCAGCUGAGGUAAGAUUUCUUAAUAAAAUACAAUUGUAGGCAAUAGUUCUAGGCUUAUCAACCAUAAUCCACCAAAGUUGUUUAUUAAAUGUGUGAGAAUUCAGAAUUACAGAAAUAUAUUAGUACUGCCUCUGAAACCUCUUUUUUUUAUUUUUCCUUUCUUUUCUACUAGUUUAGGAGUGAAUGAAAUG